UGGUGGUGGACUCGAUGACGCGGUUCGGCCCGCGACGGCUGGGGCCCAUAUAGAAGUGCGUCGCGACGCGGCCGUCAGUUUUGUCUCGCUGCCCUCCGGAUAUCGUCGUUCAGCAUCAUGAGAUUCCUUUUUUUUAUCCUCGCCAUUACGCCCGCGCUAGGAACGGAAUUCCAAAGCUAUAUCCGGGAACGAAGACAAAAUCACCAAGCUAAUUACCGAAAUUACAAUCAACCGCCGGCGUCGAUUAGGCAGAUAUUGGCGGCUCAGCAGGCUCGCGAUCCGAUCGUACAUCUUCCACCGCAGCCGAUACCGAAUCUGGGACCUAGCAAACCUAUCGAGCCUCAAUAUAUAAAUCAGGCCCAGCUGACUCAGUAUCGGCCGAAAGUACAGAUCGGUCAACAACCUGCGCAGCCGACCUACAAGCAGAUUCCCGUAAGACCAGCUCAAUACAAUCCACCGGCCUCCGCUCAACAGCAAUACAAUUCACCGGCCCCCGCUCAACAGCAAUACAAUCCGCAAUACCGCACUAAUUACGCGCCGCAGCCACAGCCGCAGCCGCAGCAGCAAAUCACCCAAUCUAAUUAUCAAUAUUCCAGGAAUCUGCCACCGCAACUUCAGCAGCUUGUGCAGAUCCAGCAGAACUUGCCUAACGCGAUUCCGCAGGGUCAACAUCAUGGAUAAUUGUCCGUCUCAGUUAAAAUAUCAAAGCGAUGAUAUCAAUAUUGUUAUAUAUUGACAUCAAUAUUGUAUGGUAUUGUUACACUUUCAGAUCAUAUCAUUUUUUAUCAUAUCCAUUUUACUCAUUUGUCAAUUCAUCAACACGUUUGUAAUCAUCGAUAGUGAAAUGCAAAAUGAGGGAUACGUAUUUUAUUUUUAGGUUUUAUUUGCCCUCGUAAAAAUUUUUUAUAAUGAUAUGUGCGUCAAACUACGUUAUGAUAGGUACAUUAAAUAUAAAUUUAACAAUUUCUUUAUCUUAAUAAUUAUAGAAAAAGAGGGUCAAUGUAAAGAAAUUAUUUUUCCGUAUAUAUUCAAUCUUUAUUGGUGAUUCCUUGAUUCGACAUGUUCUCAUGUUCAUUUCAUUUCAUUUUCAUUUUAUAUCAUUUUAUUUGUUUCAUAAUUACAUUGAUAUUCUCAUAAAUUGAUAUGUAAAUUGUAAAAUACAUCAAGUAAAAAAAAAUUAUGGGAAAAAAAGUCUGUGUAAUGAAACUUAUUCGAUUUUCUCGACUUCAAAAAUUA
Cataglyphis hispanica is the source of this 1236-nucleotide messenger RNA. RefSeq lists its product as uncharacterized. The record is from RefSeq and is a predicted model, not a curated record. Bases 118 to 681 code for a protein of 187 amino acids. NCBI's taxonomy places the organism in Eukaryota, Metazoa, Arthropoda, Insecta, Hymenoptera, Formicidae. The transcript is spliced from 3 exons.